This is a messenger RNA of Conger conger (European conger), 1002 nucleotides long. RefSeq names its product protein CBFA2T3-like. NCBI's taxonomy places the organism in Eukaryota, Metazoa, Chordata, Actinopteri, Anguilliformes, Congridae. Gene Ontology annotation, biological process: negative regulation of DNA-templated transcription; DNA-templated transcription. Gene Ontology annotation, cellular component: nucleus. The record is from RefSeq and is a predicted model, not a curated record. Gene Ontology annotation, molecular function: transcription corepressor activity.
ACAGAACAGACGCCUGGAACGAUGCCCGAUUCACCCGCUGAUGUGAAGACCCAGCCCAGAUCGACUCCGCCCACCAUGCCGCCUCCGCCCCCUGCCGUCAGCCAGGCAGCCAAUCGCAGCGCUUCGUUCACACCCACCACCAUGCUGAACGGGAGCAGUCACUCGCCCACGGCGCUGAACGGCGCUCCCUCCACGCCCAACGGCUUCAGCAACGGCCCGGCCAUGUCCUCCACCGCCUCGCUGUCCAAUCAGCAGCUGCCCCCGGCCUGCGGCGCCCGCCAGCUCUGCAAGCUCAAGCGCUUCCUCACCACGCUGCAGCAGUUCGGCAACGACAUCUCGCCCGAGAUCGGGGAGCGCGUCCGCACGCUGGUGCUGGGCCUGGUGAAUUCCACCCUGACGAUUGAGGAAUUCCACGGCAAGCUCCAGGAGGCUACCAACUUCCCCCUGAGGCCGUUUGUCAUUCCCUUCCUCAAGGCGAACCUGCCCCUCCUGCAGAGGGAGCUGUUGCACUGUGCGCGGAUGGCGAAGCAGACCCCGGCGCAGUACCUGGCCCAGCACGAGCAGCUGCUGCUGGACGCCAACGCCAGCUCCCCCCUGGACUCCUCCGAGAUCCUGCUAGAGAUCAACGAGCACGGCAAGAGGAGGACCCCCGACAGAACCAAAGACAGCUCUGUGGACAGGAGGCUGCACGUGGAGCACCCCCCCAAACGGCCCUGCACCUCCAGCCCCAGCCAGCGCUACAGCCCCGCCCACCCCCCCAACGGCCACCCCGCCCUCCCGCCCAACGGCCUGGCCCACGCCACGCCCCCCGCCCCCCCCCACUACCGCCUGGAGGACAUGGCACUGGCGCACCACUACAGAGACGCGUACCGCCUCACUGAGCACAGAGAGACCAGGGACCGGCACCGGCCACCAGCCGUGCACGGAGCGAGGCAGGAAGAGGUCAUCGAUCACCGGCUGACGGACCGAGAGUGGGCGGAGGAGUGGAAGCACCUAGAUAAU